GUAAACACGGUGUGCACAUGGGGAACGCCAAUGGGCGAAUAGGAUGCUGCCAAAGCCGCAGCUCAACUGAUGUGACGAGAGACUCCAAUAGGUUGGCCCGCAAAAGCAACACAAGGAAUAAAAAUGAUGACGUGAAUAAUAACGAGAAAGUGGAAGAAUCCGUUCCACAAAAUACUGCUUCAGCACAUCCACUCACAGAAGAUGAUUUCAUAGCCACUGGAUUCAAGGAUCUUCUGUGCGGAGAAUGGGAUGACAAAAUAUUGGUGUCGCUCCUAGGAGGACAGCCAACCAAGCUUAAUUCUCUAAUAGAUGUAGUCUCGACGAAUGGACUAGUUGAAAGAGGGCCCGUUGUUCUUAAGGACGGAUCAGUCUAUUGUGGCCAGUGGAAAGGAAAGAAACGACAUGGAAUGGGCAAACAUUUCGCAAUGGAUGGAACCAGAUAUAUGGGAUCCUUUGAAGAUAAUAUGUACAGUGGAAUGGGAGAUAUACGUUAUGUUAACGGUGAUAAAUUCAAAGGAUACUUCAAAAAUGGACUUAAAAAUGGAAAAGGCGUGAUGUGGUAUACCAACGGUGAUAUGUUUGAUGGAACAUGGGCAAACGGACUGAGAAACGGGUUUGGAGUUGAACGCUUCUCUGAUGGAUCAGUAUACAUGGGAAUGUUCAAAGAUAAUAAACGUGAAGGCGAAGGAGAAUUAAAAUUAAGUAAUGGAGUUGUAUAUGAAGGAACGUUCGAUAAUGAUGUUACCGGGCAUGGUCGUAUGAUGUGGCCGACCGGUGAAUGCUACAUAGGAGAGUUUAGACAUGGUUACAAACACAAUCAUGGGAUUACCACAUAUAGAAACGGGCCCGUGGCUAGCGAAAAAGGAAGGUACAACAUGGGACGCUUAGACGGAGUUAUCGAACGUGUGAUGCGUGGAGGACAAAAAUUCCUCUGCGUUUACAAUAAGGGAGAGUUCAUCGAAGAUGUGACAAAUAACAAAGAAGCAGAAAAACAAAUGGAGAUGGUACCAGAACCAAAUGAACCUACAAAGAAAUUGGUAUUAGUAGAUGAAGCCGCAUAAAUAAAGCGGCUAUCGGCAAACGUAUAGUUAUACAUAUAUACACAAUCGGAUAUACAACUUAUGAGGGAGUAUGAAACAAAGAUUUUCUAUUUAUCCCCGCUUCAUGUGAAAUCGUAGCAGAAACUUGUUACA
Molecule: messenger RNA, 1193 nt
Organism: Babesia bovis T2Bo
Lineage: Eukaryota; Apicomplexa; Aconoidasida; Piroplasmida; Babesiidae
Product: MORN repeat family protein
Exons: 2
Coding region: 18-1061 (347 amino acids)
Source: RefSeq, a predicted model, not a curated record